This is a messenger RNA of Sinocyclocheilus anshuiensis, 1043 nucleotides long. Its product is annotated as riboflavin kinase-like. Gene Ontology annotation, molecular function: riboflavin kinase activity. Gene Ontology annotation, biological process: FMN biosynthetic process; riboflavin biosynthetic process. The record is from RefSeq and is a predicted model, not a curated record. Lineage: Eukaryota; Metazoa; Chordata; Actinopteri; Cypriniformes; Cyprinidae. The transcript is spliced from 4 exons. Gene Ontology annotation, cellular component: mitochondrion. Bases 1 to 549 code for a protein of 182 amino acids.
AUGGCCAAAAGGUACAGUCUUGAGGAGACCCUGGAUUUCAUACUGGAUCAAAGUGACAGUGAAGAAGGCCCGGAGAACACUGAACCAGAUAGUCCUGAGGAUUUUACUACUGACACAGAAGAUGAAAUUUCCAUUCCCAUCUCAGCGAACUUCCCAGAGUCGGUUGUGGACAAUCUCCCUGCUGACAUUAGCACAGGAAUCUAUUACGGAUGGGCACGCGUGGAUAACGGAGACAUUCACAAGAUGGUGAUGAGCAUCGGCUGGAACCCUUACUACAAAAACACUAAGAAAUCCAUGGAAACGCAUGUGAUCCACACUUUUAAGGAAGAUUUCUACGGUCGGAUAUUGAGUGUGGCCAUGGUCGGCUACAUUCGCCCUGAGAGAGGAUUCAAAUCACUUGACGAGUUGAUAGCAGCGAUUCAUAGUGACAUUGAGGAGGUGAAGAUAAAGCUGGACCUGCCUGAGCACUUAAAACUGAAAGAGCAACAUUUCUUGAAGACGCCAGUAUCGACAACAGCCAAUCAGAUCUUGAACGGUCAUCGACUGUAACAUUCACUUUCACCAUCACCUAUUUAAAGCCUGUUUAUUACAUAUGCAGUUUGUUGUUUUCUUUAUGUUAAAAAGAUUUCUGUCUCCAUGUGGUGCUUUGGUCAAGUGCAGGCACUAUAUGUAUUUGUUCAUACGGUAUCAUCACGUAGCCCUUUUGUUUCUAUAUUUAUCGCAAAAAGGAGGAUUCAGGUUACUUACUGGUGAAUGAUCACUGCAGUUCACAGGGUAAACAACACAGAGCCCUAACCAGAAUUCAGUGAUUGCCACGGAUGAUACUAUGUGAAAGUCAGAGAGUGUCAAAAUCUCUUCUUUCUGGUAAAAUUCCUCUUUAGAUGGAGAGUUCUUCCUCCACCUUCACUUUAAUUUCAUUUUUGUUUAAGGAAGACUGUCUUUACAUGAAUAAAACAAAAUGCAAACACUUGCUACUGUGUACACAUGUAUUACUAAACCUUAACCUAAAAUAACAUUUUUUCCCCCUUUCUUUUACUCUGAAA